Vanrija pseudolonga is the source of this 957-nucleotide messenger RNA. RefSeq names its product Autolytic lysozyme. The transcript has 2 exons. Lineage: Eukaryota; Fungi; Basidiomycota; Tremellomycetes; Trichosporonales; Trichosporonaceae. Gene Ontology annotation, biological process: lipid catabolic process; arachidonate secretion; phospholipid metabolic process. Gene Ontology annotation, molecular function: calcium ion binding; A2-type glycerophospholipase activity. Gene Ontology annotation, cellular component: extracellular region. The coding region runs from base 1 to 957 and encodes 318 amino acids. The record is from RefSeq and is a predicted model, not a curated record.
AUGCCCGCGAAGCUUGGCUGGGCGGUCGCCCCCGCCCUCCAUUCGCGCGCCCUCGGCCCCCUCGCGGCCGGCGCGUACGCUGGCUCGGACGCGUCGGCGACGAGGAAGCUCGCCCUCCAGACCCUUCUCAACGGGCAGGGAUACGGCCUAGCCACUGACGGGCUGUGGGGCCCGGCGACAGAGGGGGCGGUCAAGGCAUUCCAGUCCCGUGCUGGUCUUGACGCCGACGGCAUUCCCGGCCCGGCAACUCUCGGUGCCCUGCUUGACCAGGUCAGCGUGGGGUCUUCCGGCAGCGUGGUCAAGGCCGCGCAGGUCUUGCUGGGUGUGGAUGCCGACGGGGAGUUUGGACCCGCGACCAAGGCUGCCGUUGUGGCCUUCCAGCAAGGUGCCGGGCUGGAUGACGAUGGGAUUGUGGGGAGGGACACUUGGGGUGCGUUGUUUGCCGCGGGGGGCGGCGGAGGUGGCGACGGUGGUGGCGGGGGAGGUGGCGGAGGUGGUGACGACGGUGGUGGUGGUGGCGGAGGAGGCGGCGGCGGCGGCACCCCAACUGGUCCUCCCCCACCAGGACCCACUACUGCCCGACCGCCACCCCCUCCUGACAGGUCUGGUCGCUGCCCGGCCGGCAAGCGCGCCGUGUCCAAGGGCAAGACACCCACCUCGAACGGGUGCGGGCCCAAGUGGGUCGGCGACAUCUUCCCCGAAGACGUGCGCAACUACAGGUUUGGGGCGUGCUGUGAUUCCCAUGACGUGUGCUAUGGCACCUGCAGCAAGAACAAGAAGCAGUGUGACGACACGUUCAAGACGUGCGUCUUCUCCAAGUGCGAAGGUGUGCCUCAAAACUUCUUGGCCCCCCUCGCCGACUGCCGUUUCCUCGCAGCUUCGUUUUAUUUGGCCGUGGACAAGUUUGGCGGCGCUGCGUUCCAGAACGGCACAGAGUCGUACUGCAACUGUGUAUAG